AUGAAAAUACAACAAAAAAAACAACUCGAAAACACCUCAAAGAUCAUGGAGAACAUGUCGUUUCCGAAAUUAUCGGAAUUUGCCUCUUCAGAGAGUUCAUCAUCCUCACCAGUGGAUCCUUCUGCCAUGAAAAUAGAAUUAUUGUCCCUCAUUAAAAGACUUCAACCCGUUCACGAAAUGAAUUAUCGGGAUGAGAAGAAAUUAUUUGGAAAGGCUCAUCGGAGUGUUUUCAAUGCAGAUUCCUUGUUGAAGGCAAUUGAGAAGGAAUGUCACGUCGAUCAGAAGGGAGCAGAGAAGAUUGCAAAUUUCAUGAUUGAAAAUGGAAUCAUUACAUGUAUCGAUAAAAAGAAGUACACCAUUCAAGAUGGAAAAUUAUUUAAAUUCACACGAGAGUAUUUGCCAAGAAUGGUUAUUUUGGGAGGUGGACAUGCAGGAAUAACAGCAGCUCAGAACUUGUUUGAAUAUUUCAAUAUAAUUCUCAUUGACAAGAAUGAUGUGGCAAGUUUAAAACCCUCUCAUCCCAUUGUUUUGGAAAAAGAAGAACAUGCAGACAAGAUUUCAGUUCCUCUUUCAGAUGUAAUGCAAAAUAGAGGAGUGUUCAUCCGUGGCUUGGUGAGACAUGUAACACAAGAGGGAGUUUUUGUUGAAACAUCGAACACAACUUUUACAUUUGAUUCCUUCUUAAAUACUGUCACACAAAAUGACGAAAAACUUUCAGCCUUCCAAAAUCGCAAAUUUUUAAACUAUGAUUAUCUUGUCAUUGCAACAGGAUCAUCUUCAUGGAAAAACAUGUUAGAAUUUACACAACAGGACAAUCCAGAUAAUAAGAUUCUUUAUGUAGAUCCAUACUCUUUGGAAAGCGUGAAAUCCUCCAUUCCACUUCUCAAGAAUGAUUCUACAAAGAAAAUUGUAUUAAUAGGAGGUGGAUUUAUUGGAGUGGAAUUUGCUGGUUCUUUAGCCUUUUCCUAUCCAAAGAGAGAAUUUAUUCUCAUUCAACGAGGUGACAUGAUUAUGAAACCUUCAGAAGCAGCACAUAAGGUCGUAUCAGAGAAUUUCAAGAAAUUCAAAAAUCUCAAAAUCAUGUUUCAUUCACAAGUAACCUCCCAGAAGGAUGCCAAUACGCUUGUGGUCAAGACUACAGCACCAAAUCAGCAAAAUGGUGGUUCUGAAGAAUUAGAAAUCGAUUGCUCUGUUUGUUAUUUAUGCAGUGGAUGUAAACCAAACACGGACAUGCUGAAAGGUUCGAAUUUUGAAUCUGUUUUGGAUGAGAGAGGAUACAUUAAGGUAAACAAACAUUUCCAAGUACUCGAUCCGAGUGACAAUACCCGACACUUGAGAAAUGUGUUUGCUCUAGGAGAUGUGAAUAAUUUGGAAGUUGACAAGUUAUUGCAAAAUGCCAGACUUCAAUCAGCUUGUUUUACGGACGUGGCCAAAUUGGUAGUUCAAAACUCGAAAGAACCUCUCCCAUCGUAUGAAGUGGAUGCUCGAGUGAAGGCAGCAAGCGUAGGUCCAAAACAUGGAUUUGUGAUUAAGGAAGAAAAAGUAUUGUUUUCCUCCUUUAUGGUGAACAAAUUGAAAGGACUUCUUGAAACGACUGUGAUGAAGCAAUAUCGUAAAACAGUCGAUUAA
Molecule: messenger RNA, 1629 nt
Organism: Naegleria fowleri
Lineage: Eukaryota; Heterolobosea; Eutetramitea; Acrasida; Naegleriidae
Exons: 2
Coding region: 1-1629 (542 amino acids)
Cellular component (GO): cytoplasm
Molecular function (GO): electron-transferring-flavoprotein dehydrogenase activity; flavin adenine dinucleotide binding
Source: RefSeq, a predicted model, not a curated record